Messenger RNA from Xiphophorus hellerii (green swordtail), 2388 nucleotides. It is a transcript of the gene mespaa, whose product is annotated as mesoderm posterior aa. Bases 922 to 1593 code for a protein of 223 amino acids. The record is from RefSeq and is a predicted model, not a curated record. The transcript has a single exon. Gene Ontology annotation, cellular component: nucleus. NCBI's taxonomy places the organism in Eukaryota, Metazoa, Chordata, Actinopteri, Cyprinodontiformes, Poeciliidae. Gene Ontology annotation, biological process: mesoderm formation; regulation of transcription by RNA polymerase II; somite rostral/caudal axis specification. Gene Ontology annotation, molecular function: DNA-binding transcription factor activity, RNA polymerase II-specific; RNA polymerase II cis-regulatory region sequence-specific DNA binding; protein dimerization activity.
UGGUUGUUCAAAGCAUAUUAGAGGUUCAAGGUUCAGUUCAAGAGAUAGAGGAAGAUUUACCAAGUAUGAACUGCAACUGAGGUCGAUACUUUCUUUUGGAGACUGGCGUUUCAUACUUUGCUGAUAUUUACCAGCAAUUAAAUACCUGAGAUUAACCAGUGUUUUCAUAGUGUUGCAUAUUGAGGCUUUAAAUUGAAUAUUUGUCUGAAGACUGGUUGCAUCUUUUCCAUCCAGGUUCUGAGGGCUGAGACCAGCUGCUGGCCAAAUAGCUAAAGGUGCUAAUCAUUCACACCUCCCAGCUGACACGGCACACUUAUUCUAAGCCAGUCUAAAAGGAGUAAAAUGACAGGAAGGAUCAAGACCCAAAGUAUUCAUUAAUAAAUAUAAAGCAAGAUUUUCCUUAUCUAUGCAAACAGCAUUCAUAUGCGACAGAUAAUGGGCCUAAGAGCUUAAUAUUUCAUUCAGACAAGCAUUUACUCAGCACACAAUGAUUCAGAGGAACUAUAAAAAAAACAAUAUUUUAACUUUUGUGUUGCAGAUCAUUCCAGGGCUUCAAUGAAUCCCUGAGUUUCUAAUGAUAAUCUCCGGCUUAAGGCCAGGCAUGUGGCCCCUUCAUGAUAGUGUUAUUUUCAAACACCUGCAGAAGCAUGAUGCUCACACUAGAAGAGCCACAUCACACCUUGUACUGGAGCAUGCCAGUUUCCCAUGGGACCCCCUGGCCAAGGUGUCAUCCCUGCUCCCAGAGCUCCUUAGGACCAGAGGUGGCUCCCAGGAGGUGACGCUUCACACUCCUCACCACAUAUAUUGAGCAGCCUCCUUCUCUCUUCUCAAUAUCCAGAGCAUCCUUCAGCAGAAACCCACUGACAGGCCAGCACCGCAGCAUCAACUGACAACAGGAAAACUGAUACUUCAGCAGCGACUAUGGAAAUGUCCUACUGUUCUCUCCAGCUUCAGAAGAACUCCUUGUUCUUUGAUUAUGAUCUUCUUCUAGAAAAGUCUCCAGCUUGUGAUCCAUCCUCAGAUCCUGGUUAUGCCAGCGCAGGCAGCAGCUUCUCUCCUACCUCCUCUGUGGACUCGUUUUGCUUUUCCACGGUCUCCCUUCAGGCCUUAGGAAAGGAGCAAGAUGUCUUGAACUGUUUCCGCUUCAGCAGCACGUUGGAGCCUCAACCAUCUCAACAAUCGGACACCGUCCUCAGCUCCAGGCCUUCCUCUUCAGCUAUCGUCCCCAUGAAGAAGUCCAGGUCCAAGUAUCCAAGUAAAAAGCGGCAGACUGCAAGCGAGAGGGAGAAGCUGAGGAUGAGGGAUCUGACCAAAGCUUUGCAUCACCUCAGGACAUACCUUCCUCCCUCCAUGGCGCCAGCUGGACAGCUAACCAAGAUCGAGACGCUGCGCCUCGCUAUUCGAUACAUUUCUUAUCUGUCGGAGGAGCUGGGGCUCUGCCAGGAGGUGCUGGAGCAGAGGAGAUCCUCAGACUUUGUGGAGCAGGCCCAAACCCUCAGCCAGUUCCUGGAUCAACCAACAGCCAUGAACACAGAGCAGCUGUCCUCUCUGCACCAUUCAUAUCAGGUACAGUUACAAUUUCUUUUUAUAUAAAUAAAGACACCUCUCUAUACAUCUCUGUAGUACAGUUAAAAUAUCUUUCUUUGUUGUUUGUUUUCAGGAUUUAAGUGCAGGUUACUUCACCAGUGAGGAGUCCUGGAAUCACCAUGAACAAUCAAAAGCUUUGGCAUUCACUGGACAGUAGUGAAUGCCGGUCCAGUGAAUGUCCUAAUAUAUGGACUAAACUUCUCAAGCUUCUAAUUUUGAACCAAUAAUUUUCUGUUGUUUAGUUACUUUUGUACAUAGAAAUAUGUAUUUAUUAAGUUUCCACAAUGUGAAGAAAAUAAACAUUAUUUAUCAUAAAAUCCCUUGUUGAUUUAAUUACUCCAAGCCCAAAUGUUCAGCUACACACAGCAUUCACACCCAGUGUUUGGCCUUUGAUUCACACAAACAUAGCAGCUGUCUGUAGGAUGUGUUAAACAGGUAACACUUCCCCUCUAAAGCUUUUCAGGAAAGAGUCCCACUGAGAGAAGUGACAGCUGAUCUAGAGCCAAUUAACCACCAUGUUUCUCAUUCUGCUUUUAAAGAUUUAGAAUAAAGCUUUUAUUGUAAUACAGUCAUAGUAUUCACUUGGUAGAUAUUACACAUCACCAAAUGUAAACAGAGGUAUAUAGUUUGUCACAGGACAGAGUUGCACAAACUCAAUGCUUUCCUUACACCUCAGCCUAGGUGUUAAAUCAUGACGUACUUCUGUAGACAUGCAUUCCUGAGUUGUAGUUAUCACAGUUCUCUGCUUUGCACACAUAAAACUUCAAUGUUUGCUAAUUCUUCUUUGCAAAAAAAAAAAAA